GGUAUGCUACUGAACUGGCUUCUCUUUCAUUCUGUUGACUCCUUUCUCCAGGGUCAGGGAAGAUGGUGAGGUGGGAGCUGUGGGCUGCUGCUGUCUCUUUGGUUUUCCUCUCUAUCCAAGCAUUUCCACAAACAGACAUUAAAAUCAGCCCAGCCAUGCCAGAGAUGAUUCAGCCCUAUUCAUGUCCUCUGUUCUGGAUGGAGUAUGAAGGUUACUGCUAUAGAUUCUUCCCUCUUAAUAAGACCUGGGCUGAGGCUGACCUUUACUGUGCAGAAUUCUCUGUUGGGACAAAGUCAGCCAAAUUGGCUUCCAUUCACAGUUGGGAGGAGAAUGUCUUUGUACAUGAUCUUGUAAACAGCUGUGUGCCAGGGAUACCAACAGACAUCUGGAUGGGACUUCAUGACCGGAGACAGGAAGGUCAGUUUGAAUGGACAGAUGGCACAUCUUAUGACUACAACUACUGGGAUGGAAACCAGCCAGAUGAUGGCAUCCAUUCUGCCCUUGAGGAGGAAGACUGUGUACAGAUCUGGUAUCGCCAUAAUAGUGCCCUAAGAUCAUGGAAUGAUAAUGCCUGCAGCCAGAAAUUCCCAUUUGUGUGCAAGAUCCCAUCAAAGACAAUUAAUUGACCAACUCUUCCCUUCAGAAAUGACCUUAGGCUCUGGUUCCUUCUUGUAGCAGUGCCUGGUGCAACACUGAUGCUCUAUCCAAGUUAGAUUACAGUAAAGGCAAUUCCCACAGAAAACACUGAAAAAUAAACCUUAGCCUCAGGAAAAGGCACACACACACACACACACACACACACACACACACACACACACACAUGCCUGGGAUCCUAGUCUCACCUCUGAGCUCAGCUAGGUGUGGGACCCAGUGGAAGUCGUUUUCUUUCUACAGGUCUCAAUUUCUUCCUCUGUAAAAUGAUUAGGCUGGCCCAGAUAAUGUGGAAGGUACCUUCCAGGGCUGAAAUUCUCUGAUUUGCUCUCUUUCUUUGCUCAUCAAAGACUUGCUCCAAAUCUCUCUUCACCCAAGUUGUGGUGACUCCUGGUGACAAAUGCUGAAUAGAAAGAAAAGCCAAAGUUAAAGGGUGAGGAAGGAGUUAGGAAGGAAGAACCUUAGAUAAAAACAACUCCCUGUCUCCUUCUGGAGUUUGUAAAGUUGAAAAGGAGGACUCAUUAACCUUUUAGUCCAAUUAAAACAAUGGCCCAAAAGGUGUAGGGCUGACAGAGUCUGGAACACCUUCUGGCAGAAAGCAGAGUCAGGCAGUAAUGAUUUCUCAAGCAAACAAGGCUGUGUUUACUGCUGACGUUUCAAUACUCUGAGGUUCAUUUGCAUAUGUGGUGUAGGGAACAUAGCUUUGUUUCCCAUGAGAGGGAGAAAGCUAAAUAGCAGAAGGUUGGAGAGAAAGUGUCUAUUAGGAGAAGACUGGGAAUUGCGGGGAAGAGAUGAAAAAUACUGGAAACAGAACCAUACCAUUGGGCUCAUCUAGCCCAACCUAUCAUUUUACAGAGGAAGAAAUGGAGGCAGGGAGCUACAAAGUAACACUCCCAAGGACACACAGAAGCCCAAUGCUUUUGAUUCCUAGUUUAGUGCCAUUCCCCAGGUACCCUUCUUUUCUGAAGAAACGAACAUUAUCUGCAAAUCAUUUGUGGUCCUGUUGGAUGGGUUUGCUUUUGAAUGUUCUAUGAAGUCAUAUAAAAUGCCUAUGCUUGCUUAAAUGAUCCCCCCCUAAAUAAA
Phascolarctos cinereus (koala) is the source of this 1734-nucleotide messenger RNA. It is a transcript of the gene CLEC19A, whose product is annotated as C-type lectin domain containing 19A. The record is from RefSeq and is a predicted model, not a curated record. Lineage: Eukaryota; Metazoa; Chordata; Mammalia; Diprotodontia; Phascolarctidae.